Linum tenue is the source of this 1931-nucleotide messenger RNA. NCBI's taxonomy places the organism in Eukaryota, Viridiplantae, Streptophyta, Magnoliopsida, Malpighiales, Linaceae. The record is from the annotation of a GenBank genome assembly.
GAAAAUAGAAGGGUAAAAAAAAAAUUAGGGAAGAGCUUGGAGAAAGAAAAGAGAAGAAAAAGAGGAAAAUAUUGGGGGAGGAGGAAGCCAAGCCAGCAAUAGCAAAUAGGCAAACGAGGAAGAGUCACACGGAGAGAAGAAGGAGAAGAAGAAGAAGAAGAGGAUAAUCCUCGCGAUUGAGAGAUGGUAAGUUAUUAAGUCACUCUCACUCACAAAUGGCGUAAAGCGUUGAAUGCCACAAAAAAAAACACACAGAGCUCCUUUCCAAAGUGCGCUUUCUCCGACUCUGUUACACGUGGUGCUCUGCAUCUCUCAUCUUUCUCCUCUGUUUUUCCUUCUUUUCGGUUUCCGUUUCUUCUCACUAUCCAAACAAACAAACCCUUCUCUUCGCUUCGCUUCCCUUUCUCUUCUCUUUGCUCUUCACACCGCCGCCGACAACAACAGCCACCGUCUCUGGAUUGAGUUGGGCGUGGAGUAGUAGCGAUGGCGAGCGCGAAAGAGAAGGAGAAACAGCUGCUGGAGCUUUUACAUGCAGCAAAGAAAGCAGCCGACGCCGCCGCCGGCGGCGGCGGUGCUGACGAAUCCAGGUGCGUCGACGCUUUGUCUCGCCUCAAGGACUUCCCCGUCACCGUUCAAGCCCUCGUCUCCACCCAGGUAGGGAAGCAGCUUCGACCUCUUACGAAACACGCCAGCAAGAACAUCCAGCAACUCGCCUCCGACAUCUUCCAAACAUGGAAAGCCAUGUUCCUCGAGCAAACCAACACCUCCAAUGCCGCUGCUGCAGAUCACAAGAAAGUCACCAAGCCUGCCGACUCGGACAAGCUUCACAUUGCGACCCCGCCUAUGAAGCCACACACGCCAGACAGAAAGACUCCCAGUAACAAUCCCGCUGCUUCGACAAAGCCAACCCCUUCACCUAAACCCAAAACCACCACUGCUGCUGCUGCUGCUUCAACGAAGCCGAACCACUUCCCUAAACCCAAGACCGCCACCCCCACCUCCUCUCCCGCCAUCCAUCUCCCCGUUCCCAAAUGCAACGAUCCCACGAGGAACAAGAUCAGGGAGCAACUCUGCGAGGCUCUAUGCAGGGUUUCCGGUGAAGUAUCCCCUGAGCUCUCCAGCCGGGUGAACGCCUGUGACCCGGUCUCCGUCGCUGUAUCACUGGAGUCGGUUAUGUUUGCCUCGUGGGGGGGUUCCACCGGAGACCAGAGGGUGAAGUACAGGUCGCUCAUGUUCAACAUCAAGGACGCAAAGAACCCCGAUUUCAGGAGGAAGGUGCUGCUGGGACAGUGGACGCCAGAGCAAGUGGUGAGCUUGAGUUCCGCGGAGAUGGCAAGCGACGCCAGGCAGAAGGAGAACGAGAAGAUCGAGGCGAAGGCUUUGUUCGAUUGCGAGCUAGGGAGCGCACCUAUGGCCACGACGGAUCAGUUCAAGUGCGGCAAGUGCGGGCAGAGGAAGUGCAAGUACCACCAGAUGCAGACCAGGAGUGCUGAUGAGCCCAUGACUACUUACGUCACCUGUGUCAACUGCGACAACCGUUGGAAGUUCUGUUAAAUUAGCUUGUAGCUGGUUAGUGUCAAUCUUUCUUCAGUUGAAUUAUUGACUUGGGGAGUAGGUUAGGGUAAGGAGUUUGAUUUGUUGCUUGGUAGGCUUAGCUGAACUUUCUGUUGACAAUCUUGAUUUUGAUCCCCCUUUGGGGAAAAUGUUCGUUUUCAUUUGUAUGCUUUAUCUCUAAUGUAUGUCCCAAGAUUCUUGAAUCAGAAUUUUGCUGCUGUUUUUUUCCUCGUCACAUUAACAUUACAUAUCAGAAGACAAAUAAAGUUGCAACAACUUGUUUCUGCUAGUAGAAGAUGGAUAUACUAAACAUGAACUCUAUUUACAACAAUGUCACUACAUCAUCCAAAGACGAGAAACAUCCAACGAUCCGAAUC